AUGAAAUUCAAAUGUUUUGGAUCAGAAGAGACUGAAGCCUCUUCAAAGAUUGAUCGUAUGAUUGAAACCGACAGAAGAAAGCUCAGAAAGUUUGUCAAACUAUUGUUGUUGGGUCCAGGAGAGUCUGGAAAGUCAACAAUCUUUAAGCAAAUGAAGAUCAUCCAAGAAGACGGUGGUUACACCAAAGAAGAAUUGCUCGAAUAUCGUGCAUUUGUAUAUUCAAAUUGUAUAAGUCAAAUGGAGGCAUUGUUAACAGCAUCAGCAAAAUUGGGUGUAGAUUUAGAUAAACCAGAAAAUAAGCAAAGAGCAACAAAUAUUUUACGUAGAACUAUUGGUAAUGAAUCAUGGUUACAAUUGGCAGACGAUAUUAAACAUCUAUGGGAUGAUAAAGGAAUCAAAGAUACAUAUGCACAAAAAGAUAAACAUUUCCAACUCAAUGAUUCAGCUUCCUAUUUCUUUGAAAAUAUUGAUAGAUAUAUGAAAGAUGAUUUCAUUCCAAAUGAACAAGAUGUUCUUCGAUGUCGUGUCAGAACCACUGGUAUCCAAGAGUCAGAGUUUACUUUUGAAAAGAUUCGUCUCAAGAUUGUCGAUGUCGGAGGUCAGAGAAGUCAACGUCGUAAGUGGAUCCAUUGCUUUGACUGCGUCACUGCCGUCAUUUUCGUGGCUGCCAUGUCCGACUAUGAUCAAGUACUCCGUGAAGAUGAGACUGUCAACCGUACCAGAGAGUCGUUGGCCUUGUUCAAGGAGAUUGUCAACUGCGACUACUUUAAAGAGACACCCAUCGUACUCUUCCUCAACAAGAAGGAUCUCUUCAAGGACAAGCUCAAGAGAGUCCCACUCCAAUCCUGCUUCCAAGAGUACACUGGUCCAAACAAGUACAAAGACGCUGCCAUGUUUAUCCAGUCCCAAUACCUCGCACAAGGUCCAUCCCCUCGUACCAUCUACACUCAUGCCACUUGUGCCGUCGAUACUGAAAACAUCAAGUUUGUCUUCAAGGCUGUCCGUCAAACUAUUCUCAGUCAAGCUCUUGAACACUUUUAA
Molecule: messenger RNA, 1041 nt
Organism: Cavenderia fasciculata
Lineage: Eukaryota; Evosea; Eumycetozoa; Acytosteliales; Cavenderiaceae
Gene: gpaD
Product: G-protein subunit alpha 4
Exons: 3
Coding region: 1-1041 (346 amino acids)
Biological process (GO): adenylate cyclase-modulating G protein-coupled receptor signaling pathway
Cellular component (GO): heterotrimeric G-protein complex
Molecular function (GO): G protein-coupled receptor binding; guanyl nucleotide binding; G-protein beta/gamma-subunit complex binding
Source: RefSeq, a predicted model, not a curated record